Messenger RNA from Helianthus annuus (common sunflower), 1050 nucleotides. Its product is annotated as 29 kDa ribonucleoprotein B, chloroplastic. Gene Ontology annotation, molecular function: mRNA binding. Lineage: Eukaryota; Viridiplantae; Streptophyta; Magnoliopsida; Asterales; Asteraceae. The transcript has 4 exons. Gene Ontology annotation, cellular component: cytosol. The record is from RefSeq and is a predicted model, not a curated record. Bases 71 to 910 code for a protein of 279 amino acids.
CUAUAAAACCCACCACCUUCCUAUCAAAACACCCUUAUCCCACCCACUUACAACCUUACCCAUAACAACAAUGUCUUCUUCAUCUACAUUUUCCCUUCAUCUUCUCUCUGCUGCAACUUCCUUGUCUUCCAUCUCCAAAACCCCUUCCCUCUGCAUCUUCCCGUCCACCAUUAACAAUCUUCCUAAGCUUUGCUCCAUACCCACUUCAACUAACCUCUUUAAACCCUCCCGAUUGGUCCCACAUCUAUCCGUUGCGGCAUCUUUCGAGUUGUACGAGGAUGAAGAACACCAGCAGCCUAGUUAUUCACCUGACCUUAAACUUUACGUGGGUAACUUGCCUUGGAAUGUUGAUAGUGCGGCUCUUGCUCAGUUGUUUCAACGAGCUGGGAAUGUUGAGAUGGUUGAGGUUGUUUAUGACAAAGGCAGUGGAAGAAGCAGGGGUUUCGGCUUUGUAACCAUGUCGACCGUCGAAGAAGUUGAGGCGGCUACACGACAGUUCAAUGGUUAUGAACUUGACGGGAGGCAAUUGAGGGUGAACUCCGGGCCACCACCAAGCAAAGGAGACUCUUUCUCUAGAGGGCAAAGAGACGGUGGUCGUGGCGGCUACAACAACAGUGGUGGAGGUGGUGGAGGGAGAAGUUAUGACAGCACAAAUAAGGUUUAUGUUGGAAACCUUGCAUGGAGUGUGGACAAUCUGGCUCUUGAAACCUUGUUUCAAGAGCAAGGAAAUGUUAUGGAAGCUCGGGUGGUUUAUGACAGGGAUAGCGGUCGGUCAAAGGGUUUUGGUUUCGUGACGUAUGGUUCGAUGGAUGAGGUUAAUAAAGCUAUUGAUUCAAUGGAUGGCCUUAAUGUUGAUGGUAGAAGUAUCAGAGUUAGUCUUGCUGAAGCUCGGCAACAACCUCAAUUUUGAACAAUCUUUGGCUAGAUUUCUCGGCUCUAAGCUAGGGUAGAUGUUGCAACGAUUUUGAUUUUGUUUUGUUUGAAUUGAUGCAGAGCGAAAUACAGAAUGCUUUCGAGGAAAAUAUGAUAUAAUAUCUAAUGAUUAAACUA